AUGGAAUCCGCUGGCUAUUAUGUCUGCAUCGGAGUGGCUGGGUCAACGACCACGACAACUGCUGCUCCCACAAGUACCACUGCCACGACGACAGCUAACCCACACUCUCCUCAGCAGACUGGGAUUGCUGCAAACUGUAACAAGUACUACUUUGUAGAAACUGGUGACGGUUGUUCCAACAUAGCUUCGACGUAUGGUAUCACCCUCGCCAAUUUCUACAGCUGGAACCCAGCUGUUGGGACAUUUUGUCAGAGCCUUCAGGCUGGGUACUAUGUCUGCGUUGGUGUUUCAGGGUCAACCACAAGCACAACCACUACAAGGACCACCACCACCACCAAAGCACCCACCACAACAACUACGGCCAGCGGUCCCUCUCCGACCCAACCCGGCAUCACGGCCGACUGUGAGACAUUCUACCAGGCCGUUUCGGGCGACAGCUGCUGGACCAUCGUCAGCGAGAAAUAUACCUAUCUGACUCAGGAUGAGUUCUAG
Molecule: messenger RNA, 492 nt
Organism: Aspergillus fischeri NRRL 181
Lineage: Eukaryota; Fungi; Ascomycota; Eurotiomycetes; Eurotiales; Aspergillaceae
Product: putative LysM domain protein
Exons: 4
Coding region: 1-492 (163 amino acids)
Source: RefSeq, a predicted model, not a curated record